Molecule: messenger RNA, 2316 nt
Organism: Tribolium castaneum (red flour beetle)
Lineage: Eukaryota; Metazoa; Arthropoda; Insecta; Coleoptera; Tenebrionidae
Gene: nemy
Product: no extended memory
Exons: 6
Coding region: 261-1169 (302 amino acids)
Molecular function (GO): oxidoreductase activity
Source: RefSeq, a predicted model, not a curated record
CGUCAAAGCAGCGAUUUGAGCCAAAGAGUACACACACCCUUCCAGUUUUACAUCCACUGUAGAUAGCGGCGAGCUUGUCCGCUUUAAUUGCCAGUGUUUUGUUUCCGUUUUGAGUGAAUAAGUUUCCCCAAUCAGUGGAUCCUAAUAGAACCGUCCACAAAAUGACACCAGUUAGAAACUAAAACCCGAGCAACGAGAGUGUGAGCCGCGAUGGCGUGACCUAAGUGCUUCAGCCUAAUUGUAAAGUGUUGAAACGAACCAUGGAGAGCAAUUCAGUGUCGCCCAUGCCGGACAUGGCGCCCAUGGCAGAAUUCGACAAGACCCCGCCGACGCCCCCGGAGGACACCCUCCCCAUGGACGACCUGCCGCCGCCACCGACCACCGUCACCGUCCAGGAAGAAAAGGAAAAGGAAGCACACCGGCACUACGAGGAGGAGAACGAAUGGGGCUGCGGCAGCUGGCUGGAGUACGCCUUGGUGAUGAUCCUGGCCUGCAUCCUCCUCCUGGCCUCGCUGGCUCUGACCCUGUACUGGGUGAUCAAACAUCGAGGAGGUUUCGCAUGGCGAGACGACCCCAUCAAGCAGUUCAACUUCCAUCCGGUCCUCAUGGUGGCCGGCUUCAUCACAUUCAGCGGAUUCUCCAUCCUCUUGUACAGAAUAUGUCGGUGUUGCCGGAGAAUCUACGUCAAGCUCCUCCACACCGUGUUUCACGCUUUGGCGAUUCCCUGCGUCGCCGUCGGUUUCUUGACGGUUCUGGAUUCCCACAAUCUCGCCCAGCCGCCCAUCCCCAACUUCUACUCCCUGCACAGCUGGAUCGGAUUGGUAACAAUGGGCCUGUUCGCUAUACAGUUCGUCGUGGGUUUCUUCAGUUUCCUCAUCCUGUUGUGUUGCGAAGGGGCGACGGCAGGCUUUCGGGCGUCUCUGGUUCCUAUCCAUGCCUCGUUCGGGCUGACGACGUUCAUGUUGGCCAUUGCGGCGUGUCUGACUGGCCUCACUGAGAAAGUGUUCUUCUCGCUGUCAUCGUACUAUACCACAUUCCCUCCCGAAGGAAAUGUUGUAAAUGCCUUAGGAAUGGUCCUUGUGGCGCUAGCUAUUGUUACAGGAUAUAUCCUGCAGAGAGAGGAGUUCCGGUUCCGGGCGCACAUCCUCAUCCGUUCCGGCGACCUAUAGUUUCGCAUGAUCGAAAUUUUUUAGUGAUAAUGAUUUUUGUACUGUUUUUAUACAUGAACCAAUACAACACUAACAAUUUCCUGCAUGCUCUCUCUUCUUUUUGCAUGAUGCUUGGACGAUCCGAGUCUGGCGCUUUGUAAAUAAGCCAAAAUUGUUCACUACUAACAAUUUCAGGGAUGAUUACGUUAAGAGUCCGUUGGAAGCUGGGGAAGAAGGGAUAGUAGUGAACACUAUUGCGAUGGUGCUGGUGGCACUUGGUAUCUUAGUAUCUUUCGCUGUUCGUAGUCCGACACUUCGUGGUGAUGCAAAGGUGUGUGUUACUGAAAGAUUGUAGGACAGUGCGCUUUCAAGCGCCAAAGUCUCGGAUGUGAACGCCUCUCAACAACCCGAACGUUUCUAACACCAACUAAAGGACUCUCAAACAGACAUGAUUUUGCAUGUGUAAAUUGUGUUUGUUUUGGUGUUCAUUUUUUCAUAAAAAGUAUGCCAAAAUAGAGAUCAGCAUUACUAAAUAGCAUCGUAGCGUAGCUAAUCGUCGGGAGAUCGAACACACCGCCGUGUGCUCUUUCGUCCCUCUGUUUUAAUUUUCUCAUUAUCUUUAAAUAUUAACCAGUCUAUUAACAUUGUACAGAAACGAAAUUUGUUAACACGAAAGCUCAAGACCUACUGAAUGUAUUAUAAUCAAAUACUCAUAGCUGUGUGUGCUAUUCUAUUAAGACUAUAACUAUAAUAGAGCAUUUUAUAAAUAUUUAAGGAUUUGUUGAGAUAUUUAUAUUACGUUUUAUAGAACAAUGUAGGAUGUUUGUUGUCGUAGCUCUUAAAAACGAGAAGCAAUCUGUUUCCUGUUUCAUAACGUAACGAAAUUUGAUGUUCAACUAAACCAAUUAGAGGAAAUUACAUUAGUGUUCAAGAUUUGUGAAUGUUAACUUCCAAUUCCGUAUAAUAGAAAAGUACAAUUUCUUUAAUGGACCAAUAGGAAUUUAACGAAGCGCGUUCAUACAAUGAAAAUUUGUUGUUUCUUCUAUAUUUGUUAUAUUUAUAUUUUUAUUCCAGUUUAUUGAGUAAUAUCAUAGAGUUAAUAUAUGACUUGCAAGAUAAAGUAUGUGUACAAUUAUUUAUAAGUUUUAAUAAAUGUAUCAAAAUUUAA